GGCAGCCCAACUUGCACCAGCUGGGUACACCCGCAUGUUUACACUGUUUACAGACAGAGUGGCUGUGGCUGGCUGAGCAGUAAACUGCGUGCGACUGCCGUGCAGAAUAAGCGCAGAUUUCAACUAAUUGCCACUGCAGUGUAUUGAUUCUUCAAUUAAGACGUUGUAAUGGUAUUCUUCACUUGUAAUAUUUGUGGGGAAUCUUUAAAGAAAAAGGAUGUGGAAAAGCAUUGUAAUACACGUUGCAGGGGAGGCCCCUUUCUUACUUGUGUUGACUGCUUAAAAGACUUCCGGGAAGACUUUGUGAAACACACAGUCUGUGUGACAGAAGAUGACCGAUACAGUGCUAAUGGUUUGAAGGGUAUUCAAUCAAAACAAAAAAGUAAGCAGCAACAAUGGGUUGAGGUUGUACAAGAAACUGUUAGUAAAACUAUUGACGAUGGUGUCUCGGGACUAACACCUAGUAUCCGCAGCCUGUUGUUGUGGUUGCAAGAUCAACCAACUUUACCAGACAAGGCUAAACCCUUUACAAACUUCAUCAAAAAUGCAAGGAGAUCAGAACCUCUACAAAAUAUUGAAUUUGUUUGGAAAAUUCUUGAGGAAGCUCGUAAAGAUUUCCAAGCUAAGCUAACAGCGGAGAGAGAAGCGGCUGAGGCUGAGAAACGUAAGGCCAAACAACUAAAGCUUCAGCAGAAACAAGAAAGUUCAGAUAGCAGUGACUCUGAUUCAAGUACUGAUGAAACGGAUCUCAAGCCCAAGAGAAAUGGGAAAAAAGAAAAAUCAUCUGAGCCGCAAACGAGCCAUCCCAAGGAGGAGAGCAAGAAAGAUAAGAAGAAGAAAAGAAUGGUGUCUGAAAGUGAAUCUGUUGUGAAUGGGACGUCAGAACUCAGGAAAACCAAAAAAAGCAAGAAAAACCCAGAAGGUGAUAUGGAGCUGGAGAAUACCUCAAAUUUGAACAAUGCUAUGGAUGCGUGUCAUCUAACAACACAAGACACAAUAGAGGAGGAAAAGAAACUUAGUAAGAAAGAAAAGAAAGAGAAAAAGAAGAGGGAAAAGUAUGAAGCUGAGAUGAAGUCAAUGGAAUCGGCUGAAACAGCUGAAGUUGAUGCCAAUGAUGAGGAGGAACAGGAACCCUCUGCAGCCGAUAUUGAUGAAAAACCUGAAGGUAAAAAAGGUAAGAAGAAAAAGAACAAGAAGAAAAAUGAAAAUGCUAAUGAAGAUGUAGUGGAGCAGCCAACAGAAGAAAAGGAAAAGAAAAAGAAAAAGAAGAACAAACAUGAAGCUGAGGAACCAAUGGACACUUCUGAGAAGUCUGGCAAAAAGAGUAAAACUGGCUUGUUGGACAAUGGUAAACUUAAUGAAACUCUGAAUAUGGAGGAUUUAGAGAGGACUAAAUUUUCUUGGGACCAAACAAUCCUUCAAGUUUUAGAAGCACAAUCUGACAAGGAAAUUUCAUUCAAAAAGCUAAGUAAAAAGGUUUGUAACGAAUACGUAUAUUCCUUAGGAGACAGUUGCUAUGAGGAUGAAAAUCAGAUAAUGACAAAGUUCCAAAAGAAACUCCAUAAAAUGCACAAUGUAUUAGUGCUUAAAGACAGAGUAAAACUCAAGACUUCAAGAGACUGAAAUUCUCUGAUCUCUGAAUGAUAAAUUUUGAUGGUAAUGUGACCGGACUGUUUAAACAUUAUGCAAUUAAACAAAUGUAGUAGUCAACAUCAUUCCUAUGGAGUAAACUUUUUUCAUGGUAAAUCUAAAUGCUCUUACUUGUUUUCCAAAUCUUCUUGGUUUGUUGACUACAGUUUUCCAUGCAUUUAAAUUAUUGAUGUGUUAAAAUUAUCUCUUUCAAUUUGCCAGUUUGAAUUUGAACCGUGAACUGUUACCCCUGUACAGCUUGGUUCUUUUGCACUUAGGUAUGAUUGACGAUACUCAUGUAUCUUUAAAGUUGUUAUUAAAUCUUUUGUGAUACUCA
Messenger RNA from Frankliniella occidentalis (western flower thrips), 1966 nucleotides. RefSeq names its product cell growth-regulating nucleolar protein. Gene Ontology annotation, molecular function: DNA binding. Gene Ontology annotation, cellular component: nucleolus. The record is from RefSeq and is a predicted model, not a curated record. The coding region runs from base 169 to 1623 and encodes 484 amino acids. The transcript is spliced from 5 exons. Gene Ontology annotation, biological process: negative regulation of transcription by RNA polymerase II; rRNA processing. NCBI's taxonomy places the organism in Eukaryota, Metazoa, Arthropoda, Insecta, Thysanoptera, Thripidae.